ACCCAGUGUCAUUAAGUCUUGGAAACAAUUCACCACCUAACCAAGUAAAAACUAAGCCCAGCAAUGCUGUGACUCCUGAAAAAUCAAAAAAAUCUCACAAGCUGUUUGAGAAUGCCUUGUCCGUAAAUAACCCAGCUCUCUUCAACUCGUUAGGACCGCCCCUGCGGUCCACAACCUGCCAUCGCUGUGGCCUGUUCGGGUCGCUGAGGUGUUCCCAGUGCAAGCAGACAUAUUACUGCUCCACAGCAUGCCAGAGGAGAGACUGGUCUUCCCAUAGCACCAUCUGUAGACCUGUGCAGCAAAGUCUGCAUAAGCUUGAAGAUAAUAAAUCACCAUUUGAAACAAAGACCAUUGACGUGAAGAAUGAGGUUGCCUGUCCCCUGGGAGUUACUAAAGAAAUGACAGCUGGUGCAGAGAGAGUAAUGUUUUCUGAUCUGAGGAGUCUCCAACUGAGGAAAUCCAUGGAAAUAAAGGGCACAGUUACUGAAUUCAAGCACCCGGGUCAUUUUUAUGUCCAGUUGUAUUCCUCAGAGGUUUUAGAGUACAUGAACCAACUCUCUGCAAGUUUGAAAGAGACAUAUGCAAAUAUGGUGCCUGAAGACGGAUAUCUUCCUGUUAAGGGGGAAGUCUGUGUUGCCAAGUACACGGUUGAUCAGACCUGGAACCGAGCCGUAGUAGAAGGCGUGGACGUGCUGCAGAAGAAGGCACGUGUCUUGUACAUCGACUACGGAAAUGAAGAGAUCAUCCCAAUCGACAGAAUCCACCAGCUAAGCAGAAGUAUCAGCCUGUUUCCUCCUUCCGCCAUAAAGUGCUAUGUGUCAGGAGUCGUCCCCGCUGCGGGUGAGUGGACUGAAGACUGUGUUGUAGCUGUCAAGGCCCUGCUGUUCGAGCAGUACUGCUCCAUCAAGGUCGUGGACAUCUCAGAGGAGGAGGGGCUCACCUGUGCUGUCGACGUCGUGCUGCAGAGUUCAGGAAAACAGCUGGACCAUGUGCUUGUGGAAAUGGGAUAUGGUGUGAAACCUGAUGAGCAGAGCUCCAAGAAGCAAAGUAUGGACCCAAGCACUUCGGAGGACACUGGAAGACUGACAGCUGAGAACAGGAUCGGGACGGAGAGAAAUGCCCUGGUCCCCACAGUGCUGACUUUGAAUGUGGGUGACGAGUUCUGUGGUGUAGUUGCCCACAUCCAGACACCAGAGGACUUCUUUUGUCAGCAGCUGCAGAGUGGCCACAAGCUUGCCGAGCUUCAGGAGUCCCUCAGUGAGUACUGUAGCCACGUGACUCCACGCUCAGACUUUUAUCCAACCAUUGGGGACAUGUGUUGUGCUCAGUUCUCAGAGGAUGACCAGUGGUACCGCGCCUCGGUUCUGGCCUAUGCUUCAGAAGAAUCUGUCCUGGUUGGAUAUGUCGAUUAUGGAAACUUUGAAAUUCUUAGUUUGAAAAGACUUUGUCCCAUAAUUCCAAAGUUGUUGGAUUUGCCGAUGCAAGCUUUAAAUUGUGUGCUGGCAGGAGUGAAGCCAUCUUUAGGAAUUUGGACUCCAGAAGCCAUUUGUGUCAUGAAGAAGACUGUGCAGAACAGGAUGGUCACAGUGAGAGUGGUGGGCAUGCAGGGGACCAGGGCCCUGGUGGAGCUCGUAGACAAAUCGGUGGCUCCUCACCUCAGCGCUUCUAAAGCUCUGGUAGACUCAGGCUUUGCCAUCGAGGAAAAGGACAUAGUGGCAGAUAAAGGCAGCAGUGCGCGUGCCGCAAAUGUUCCCUUGGCCUUAGAAGGAGCAGUGGAGGUGCUGGAGUGGACGUGGGUCGAGUUCACCGUUGACGAGACCGUGGACGUGAUGGUCUGCAUGAUGCACAACCCUGGGGAGUUCUACUGCCACUGUCUCAAAGACGACGCCUUAAAGAAGCUCGAUGACUUGAACAAGUCCUUAGCGGACUACUGUGCACAAAAACCGCCCAAUGGCUUCAAGGCAGAGGUAGGGCGGCCUUGCUGUGCCUGUUUUGCAGGUGACGGCAACUGGUACCGGGCUCUGGUCAAGGAGAUCCUACCAAGUGGGAACGUCAAAGUACACUUUGUGGACUACGGCAAUGUUGAAGAGGUUACCACAGACCAACUGCACGCAAUAGCCCCACAGUUCUUACUACUUCCGUUCCAAGGGAUGCAGUGCUGGCUAGUAGAUAUACAGCCCAAAAACAAGCAUUGGACAAAAGAAGCCACAGCAAGAUUUCAAGCAUGUGUCGUGGGGCUUAAACUUCAAGCCAGAGUUGUGGAAAUCACGGAGAAUGGGGUGGGCGUUGAACUCACCGAUCUUUCCACUCCCUACCCCAAAAUCAUUAGUGACGUCCUCAUCACAGAACACCUGGUCUUAAGGUGUAGUUCACCACAGAAGGACGAGUUGAUGGGCAGACCUGCUAAUAAACAUAACCAGAUCGACGCCCAGAGCGCGCAAGCCAGCCCUCCAGCAGAGCAGUGGAAGACCAUAGAGUUGCCAGUUAACAAGACUGUACCAGCAAAUGUACUAGAAAUCAUAAGCCCAACCUUGUUUUAUGCCAUCCCCAGUGAAAUGCCAGAAAAUCAAGAAAAACUGUGUGUGUUGACAGCUGAAUUGUUAGAACACUGUAACGCUCAGAAAGGCCAGCCACCCUACAGACCACGGACGGGAGAAGCCUGCUGUGCUAAAUACACAAAUGAUGACUUCUGGUACCGGGCCAUUGUUCUGGAAGCGUCAGACUCUGAUGUGAAAGUUCUCUAUGCAGAUUAUGGAAACGUGGAAAGACUGCCUUUUUCCAGAGUGCAGCCCAUCACUGCCAGCCACCUGCAGCUGCCCUUCCGCAUCAUCAGAUGCUCACUUGAGGGGCUGACGGAGCUGAACGGAAGCAGUUCGCAGCCAGUGAUGGAGCUGCUGAGGAACGCCAUGCUGAACCAGAGUGUGGCUCUCUCUGUGAAAGCAGUCUCGAAGAAUGUCCACGCAGUGUCAGUUGAAAAGUGCUCUGAGAAUGGAAUGAUCAAUAUAGCUGAGAAUCUGGUGAUGUGUGGCCUGGCAGAAAACCUCUCAUCUAAAAGGGAAAGUGCUCCAACUAAAGAAACACCGCACAGCACCGAUUGCUGCUGCACAGAGUUACAGAAACAGAUUGAGAAACACGAGCAGAUUCUCCUCUUCCUCUUAAACAAUCCAACCAACCAAAAUAAAUUUAUAGAGAUGAAAAAGCUGCUGCAAAGCUAAAAACAUCAUCCCUGGGGAAAAACACUCGGGAAGAAGGAGACCACAAAAGCCAGACUAGAGAAAGAAUUGUAUCUUGUGUUUGUUCGAUGGAACUGUUGCUUCCUUUCCUUUCCUUAGUGACCUUUGACCUCACCACCCCUACUUACUUACCUUGUUCUGUUGGGUUUGUUGCCCUCUCCCCGAUUCUUUCCACAAAAUACAUGAAUCUUGCAUAAGAGGUUCAUGUACUAGCUAGGCGUGGUGGUGCACACCUGUAAUCCCAGCCAUGAGCAGAAUGAGGCAAGAAGACCUCAAGUUCAAGGCCAGCAUGGGCUACAUAGAUAGUUUCUCAUUACAAACAAAACCAAACAUCAAGAUUCAAAAAAAUGUAUGAGACGACUAGGAAGGAA
Molecule: messenger RNA, 3604 nt
Organism: Rattus rattus (black rat)
Lineage: Eukaryota; Metazoa; Chordata; Mammalia; Rodentia; Muridae
Gene: Tdrd1
Product: tudor domain containing 1
Exons: 24
Coding region: 399-3215 (938 amino acids)
Source: RefSeq, a predicted model, not a curated record